Molecule: messenger RNA, 2520 nt
Organism: Acaulospora colombiana
Lineage: Eukaryota; Fungi; Glomeromycota; Glomeromycetes; Diversisporales; Acaulosporaceae
Source: the annotation of a GenBank genome assembly
AUGGUGCGAAAGUUGUUUAAAUGGAUUAGCAAGGCGGGUGACGUAGCUAUAAAUCGUUUGAAGCGACAGGAGGAGCAAGAAAAUGGAUGUCCGGGUACAUCAAGUCGUAGGCAUAUGUUUGAUCAUCACCCCAUGCUAAAGAAGAAACAUCAAAGUCUCCCCAUAUCGCCGAGAAAAUCUCAGGUGGUGGAUUCUCAAACAAGAACAUUCAUCGUGGACAAACGGCGGUAUGCUGUGGUUGACCCAUUCAACAUAGGAGGUCACCACAGAAGUCAGUCCGUGGACAACACCCGUAACUUUGCGACAAUUUUAAGCUGUGAUUUCCAGUCUCAAAUAGAGCCGGAGGUUUCAAUAAGAAAUAACAAGCCAACCAAUGCUAAUAGUAAUCAAAGGACGAGGCUUGAAGAUUUGACAGAGGGAAUUGAGGAAGAGACACCGGCAACAAUUCUAGUAGCGAAAAAAGAGAAAUUGACAAGACACAGUCAAUUAAGCAUUCAAUCGGUUCGACAUAUAACCGGGAAAUCGAUAUCAAGCAAGUAUAAUAAACUGCACGACAAGAAACCCGAUCGACAGAACUUCAGCAUCGUGCAUGUUAAAUAUCCCGAGAAUACGCUAAAGCGAUCAUUAUCAAGUUCAGAAAUUGAUCAUCUGAGAGGAGUUGAAUUGGCUGAAAGGUUGAACGAAAGAUCCAGAGCGAGCCUUUCAGCGCUUCACGAAUCUGAUCAAAGUACUUGCUGGCUAUGCAAGAAGAAGGUAGCGGUUGUUGGUUAUUACGCACAUUGGUGUCAAUCCUGUGAAUCUAGGAGGUUCGAAGAAAAGUUUGGCACGUGGACAAGCGGAAAUGAUGACUUGGAUUGCUUCAUCUUGGAAACUCAACUUGAUGCCAAAAGUUGCUUUGACUAUUUGGAAUGGAUACCUUAUAGUAGGCUUUGCAACAUUCAAUAUGUUGGGUCGGGAUAUUUUGGCAGCGUCUUUCGUUCCUUUUGGAUUGACGGACCACGUGACGUGUGGGACGUGAGCACAAGUCAGUACAGACGAAGGGAAAAAUAUCCAGUCGCAUUGAAAUUGUUGGACAAUUCGCAAAAUAUUUCACAAGAGUUCCUCGAAGGGUUGAAGGAAAAUUUGCGUAGCGAGAAUAAUAGCGGAGUUCACGUAAUACGAUUUUUGGGAAUAACGCAAGAUCCAGAUACAAAGAAUUACGUGUGGGUCAUACAGUAUGCGCGCGAUGGCGACUUGACAAAGUAUCUGACGAAAAGUCCUUUCAGCAUAACAUGGGAGAGAAAAUUGGAAAUUCUUUAUGGUAUCAUUAUUGGUCUUUCCCGAAUACACAAGAAAGGUUUAAUACAUCGGAACCUGCAUGGUGGAAAUGUUCUCAUAAAUUUAAAUAUGGCGUCGAUUGGUGAUCUCGGAAUGUGUCGUCCUGCUGGCAAGUCGGAUUCAUUCGAUGACAAAGAUGGAUCGCACGGAGUUCUUCCCUUCAUGGCCCCCGAAAUAUUAAGGAACAAACCACACACGACAUCUGCGGAUGUUUACAGUUUCGGCUUUAUAAUGUGGCAACUGGCAACUAAUAGAAAGCCUUUCGCUGGGAAAUCGCACGAUUCACAUUUGGCACUAGAGAUAUGCAAGGGUUUGCGACCCGAGAUUACCGAGGAUAUACCAGAAUGUUAUGCGCGCCUGAUGCGACGAUGUUGGGAGGAUGAUCCAUCGAGUCGACCAUCUGCUGAUGAGCUUCACGAGACCAUAGGCAUAUGGUUCGCCGAAGUUUGUGAUUCCAUGUCAACUGAAACAUCCACGGAAUUUCGAAUAGCCGAAGAGAGGCGUAAAAAUAUGGUGAAGAUACGGAAACGGAAAGGACAUUGUAUGAUCGAACAAAUUGAUCCUGGGGCUUCAUAUACAAGUAGACAUUUAACAUUUGAUUGCCUGCAAAAUAUCUAUCCCGAGAAAGUCAAUGAUGAUCCCGAGAAAGGAAAAAUAGACCAAAAGUCUGCCAUAAUUAAAUACAUGACUUCCGAAACUGAAUUAUAUAAUCUCAAGGCCGCAAGCAUACAGGCUGACAAUACGAUAGAGGCGGCUGAAAUAUAUGAUGUAAUCCAAUAUUGGCCAGAAAAGGAUCAUCAACUUCAACUUAAAGCGUUAAACAGACUUUUAACGAAUCAUCCUGAAUUUCGUGAUGGCCUGGAAAAAGUAAGAUUAGUGUUAAUAGGAAGCUGUCGUAACGAGGAGGAUCAGGCUCGAAUACAAGAAUUAAGAAAAUUAUGUGAACGGUUGAAUAUUGAGGGCAAUAUCGAAUUUGAAGUCAAUGCAAGUUUUCCUGUCCUUGUCGAUUGGUUGUCAAUAGCUAUGAUUGGACUGCACACAAUGUGGAAUGAGCACUUUGGUAUUGGUAUAGUUGAAUACAUGGCUGCCGGAGCCAUUCCAGUGGCUCAUAAUUCUGGAGGACCUAAAAUGGAUAUUGUUGUUCCAUAUAACAACAAAAUAACAGGUAUAAAAUAUAUAAUUGAGGGAAACAUUUAUAACUAG